This is a messenger RNA of Corythoichthys intestinalis (scribbled pipefish), 972 nucleotides long. RefSeq names its product testis expressed 36 (gene tex36). The record is from RefSeq and is a predicted model, not a curated record. The transcript has 4 exons. The coding region runs from base 276 to 857 and encodes 193 amino acids. Lineage: Eukaryota; Metazoa; Chordata; Actinopteri; Syngnathiformes; Syngnathidae.
UGAUGCUGUCAUGCUGAGUGUUUUUGUUAACUCAGUUCAUUGCAAUUCUUAUCACUUGCACUUUGUAAAAUGUAAUGUUGGUAAAAGUAGGAUUGUAAUCAUAGUAUUUCCGCCCCGUUGGUAUUUUAGUUUCUUACCACGGUAGCUGUGAGAGAACAUAAUGUUGUUUCCAUAGUCACCAGUGUUUUGACAAGCUGUUAAAUAGGACCGUGUGUGUGCAUGUGUGUGUAGAUUUGCCAUUUUGCAGUGAAGUUACUCUUUCAAAGUAUGACAACAUGGUAAAAGGCGGGAAGCGUUAUUCUCCAACAUGUAAUGAUGGCAAUUGGUUCCCUCACCCUGACGCCCCACGCAACGAGGGGAGGAAUCGCGAAGCAUCUACGAGCACCGGGAGGAUGCUGUCUCAAGUUCCCGCGCAUUUGCCGCAAGCUUUUGACUUUGAACGUUUUACCAAGACGAGAACAGAGCAGAAAUCCAGGUCGUAUCCAGUCUCACUGUGUAACAACAAGCUAUCCUUCAAGGACAAUAUCAUUGUUUUUGAUGAGGGUGCAGGCCGCCGAAAAUGUCAAGAUGAAAUCAAUCAGCACAAGUCUCACUUGUGCCUUUGCCAGCACGGGGUCAAACGUACCACUGAGAAAAACUCAGUCUACGGGGCUGACUUUGCAACACAACCCACUGUGGAACCCACUAAGGCCCGGCGCUUUCCACGCGACCACCAGAAGAAGAGUGCGGGGGCACCACUUGAUGGAGGAGACUUCAUGUGGUUUGGACAAGAGUGCUAUGAUGACUAUGACAGCUUGGAAGUGCUGGGCUUUGCCAAUCUUAAUGCUGCUACCAGACCUCUCUGUAAGAAGCAGUAGUGGGCCAUGCGUUUGGUACCUGUGCCGAGUAACACCACCACAAUAUAAGCGCACACAACGAUUAAAUAUAAUCUAGUGCAGUUGAGAAUGUAUAUAAUUAUAUGAGAAAAACAAA